This is a messenger RNA of Gekko japonicus, 3899 nucleotides long. It is a transcript of the gene LPGAT1, whose product is annotated as lysophosphatidylglycerol acyltransferase 1. Bases 63 to 1175 code for a protein of 370 amino acids. The record is from RefSeq and is a predicted model, not a curated record. The transcript has 8 exons. Gene Ontology annotation, molecular function: acyltransferase activity. Gene Ontology annotation, cellular component: endomembrane system. NCBI's taxonomy places the organism in Eukaryota, Metazoa, Chordata, Lepidosauria, Squamata, Gekkonidae.
CCUGCCUCCUCCUUUCCUCUGCGCAGCAGAAGGAAAAGACUGCAGACCCCAGUGUGAAGAGAAUGGCUGUGACUUUAGAACAGGCCCAAAGGGCGGGCUAUAUGUUUCUGAAAGCACUCUUAAGAUUUGGCUUCAUGGUUGCUAAUAACCUUGUUGCUAUUCCGUCCUACGUUCUAUAUUUAAUAGUACUGCAACCUCUCCGAUUGUUGGAUAGUAAACGGUUCUGGUAUAUUGAAGGAGUAUUAUUUAAAUGGCUUUUGGCUAUGGUGGCAUCAUGGGGCUGGUGGGCAGGAUAUUCAGUUGUAGAAUGGGGAGAUGAUGUUAAAUCCAUCUCAGAAGAUGAAGCUGUGAUGCUAGUGAAUCAUCAAGCAACUGGAGAUGUUUGCAUUCUAAUGAUGUGCCUUCAGGACAAAGGCACGGUUGUUCGUCAGAUGAUGUGGCUGAUGGAUUAUAUUUUUAAAUAUACAAACUUUGGAAUUGUAUCUCUGCUUCAUGGAGAUUUCUUUAUAAGACAGGGAAAAGCUUAUCGUGACCAGCAGCUUGAACUUCUCCAGCAACAUCUAGAAAAAUAUUACAGGAGCCGUGAUCGAAAGUGGAUUGUAUUGUUUCCAGAAGGAGGUUUUCUUAGAAAAAGAAGAGAAACCAGUCAGGCAUUUGCCAAGAAAAACAAUUUGCCAUUUCUUACACAUGUUACACUGCCAAGACUGGGGGCCACACAGAUUAUACUGAAAAAUCUGGUAGCUCAGCAAGAAAAUGGAACUCUGGCAGGCGGAGAUGCCACAGAAACAGAAAGCAAAUCAAAAGGUCUUCAAUGGGUGAUAGAUACAACCAUUGCGUAUCCUAAAGCUGAACCUCUAGACAUUCAGACCUGGAUUCUGGGCUACAGGCGACCAACAAUUACUCAUGUACAUUACAGGAUUUUUCCAAUUAAAGAUGUACCUAUGGAGCCUGAAGCACUCGCUGCUUGGUUAUAUCAACGGUUCAUUGAAAAGGAGGAUCUCUUGUCACACUUUUACAAAACAGGAGCAUUCCCUCCACUGCGGGGACAGACAAAAGCUGUUUCCCAAGAAAUGAACCUUAGCAAUCUGUGGCUAGUUCUCAUACAGUCCUUUGCAUUUUUGUCAGGUGGUAUGUGGUACUGCAUUCUUCAGUAUUUUUAUCAAUGCCUGUUUUAAAAGGGACCUGAGGACACAAUGAGGAACCAGGUACUUUUACAGAGCGCAUCAUGUUAUGUGUGCAAAUGUGAAUGUACUAGGAAGGAACAUACUGGAUGGACUUUCUCCCCUUCUUUGAUGGAUUUUAAACUUCACUAGAAGUGAGAAUCAGUAACAUAGCAACCUAAUGAUGUAUUUUAAGAACUGUCCAUAUUUUUAAAUGGUGUGUGUCCCCCGUGUCCCCCCCCCAUGCACACCCAUCAGCAAAUUCGGCAUUUGAACAGGAGACACAGUUAUACAACCACCAUGGGUGAACAUCUGCAGCAAGAAUGCUUUCACCACAGGUAGUAUCCAGCAUUGUAGUUAAAACUUGGAGUCUUCAGCAACUUUCUCUUCUGUAGUCUGUACUGCAAGUCUUGUGAUAGAGAUCCCUCAUCUGCACAAACUCAAAUUGUACUGUGAUUAAUCAUUCUGGAUCAGUUUAUCCUAUUCUGCAAACCUGGUUAUGGUACUGUGACUGCCCCAUGUUACCCGUUAAGUAAGAGCGCUUUUUUUUUUUUUUUUUUUUUGGGAAAACAAUAUCUAUGUGAGAUCUUGUAUUAAACAUAGAAAAGGAAAACUAUUCUGCACAAAGGCAUUGCAGUGUCAGGAAGUAUUGAAAAAAAUGUGCAUACCUCAUAGAGCCAUUUAUUUCUGCCCUCUUUUUUCUGACUUGAAAUCUCUUGCAAGUAUCCCUGCUGUAAGGGUACUUCAAAAAUGGCACAUCAGUUUCCCAUUUUGGUUUUAGAAUGCAUUUCAUAAAUUGAUCAUCAUUUUUGCAAAAUGCACUUUUGAAAAUGCAAUUCAGUGAAGGAAAUGCACAUAGCUUGACAAAAAAUUAGUUGUUCCUAAGAGGUUGGAUUCUUGAGGGCUGUUAAGAAGUUAUGAAAGGUCUGUGAGUUUUCAAUGCUUAAGUGUACGAGUUGCCACACUCUAGCCAAAGUGGUUUUUUAAACCUUCCAGAGGCCUUCAUUUCCAUUUGACACAAUAGCACUAGAAACAUCUGUGAGAAGGUUUACAUGUAUAAAUGCCAAGCACCUCAGUACUUUGUUAAUAGGAAAAAGAAAAGGAAGUUAACAUAGUUCCAAAACAGAAUGAUAGUCACUGGAAUAAAAUAAUAGGAAAGUAUUUUGAUAUCCAGAGCUAUGGUAAAAACUACCUUUGAAGGGCAUUACUGAGUCUGCCACUUUGUUGAAAAAUGUCACUGUUAUAGAAAGGAAAUUUAGCUAAAGAGGCAGACAUAUCAUUAAAACAGGGUUUCAGUUGAUAAUGUUACCGUUCAUAAUGGUCUUGGAGAAAAGCCUUCUCUAUGUGUUAUCUAUCAGUCUUGGAAUGUUUGGCAUUAUGUCUAUGUGACUACAUAAAGAGAUAUAUAAAAGAAACCAUUCCUAGAAAACAGUUACUAAUUUACACGUACAGACCUGUAGAGUGAACUUUAAUGACAGAAUGUUGUCUUUUAUGGACUGUAUUAUUUCUAAGAGCAAAGCAAAGCCAACAGUAGUUGUCUGUGCUGAAUUUGCAGUAUAUAUUCUCCUGGGUUUCCCCCCACAAAUCACAUGAGAACCAGUUUUGGUGAGUAGUAUAUAAAAUAAAAAUAUAAAACCACAGCAUCAUAUUUUUCUCUUGUUUGAAGAGGGGAGGAGGGGCAAUCAAAAGAUGUAAACUUCCCCUAGUUAUGUGUGUCAAAUAUAUCAGUUAAAUAUGCCAAACAGUGAUCUUUACUCAUGAAAUUCAUUACAGCAUGGAUUAUAGCAAUGGUGCGUUCUAGAAGAUGCAGUGAUAUAUAUACAGCAGUGAUUAGUAUGAUACCAUUAUGGAUGAAAGUCAGAGAGUGGCAUUAAUGCCUAUCGUUUAACCUUGGACAUAAAAUACAUGUUUUUAAAUGAAGUUUUUUUGUCACAUGGACAGCUUAGUAUCAGCAUAAGAAUAAAAUCCAUUUUGAGCAAGAUCUUUCCUGCAAAAGGAAGCUAUUUGGAGGGGUCAAGGUUUUUUCCCAUUUCAUUAUCUUUGCCUUGUUGAUCCAUAUAGCUAAAGCAUUUCAAUGUGCCACAUUGCAGGAAAUUGUUGAGGAGUUCAUUCCCCGUCUCUUGAUCUAUAUAGCUAUAAAUCAGAGUUCCACUCUGGGAGACAAGCAUCACGGACCAGGAUGCAAAGCAUCAGCUGUUGUAACUGUGUCCUAUUUUGGAAAGGACAAGAUUCUAAAAGGAAGGUGUUUCUAAAAGUGAAUAGUAAAUGUCUACAUAUGCAUUGUACUGGUUUCUGAACGAACACCAGUCACCUGCAAGAAUACAGGUUCUUCCCCCUGCCCCCCAGCAUAUUUUUAACAGGUAUGCUUAACAGGCCUAGUACAAUACUAUAGAUACUGAGUUGCUGGCUAAUGAAACAAAAGUGGAUGGUCAUAUCAGCUCAGCAUUACCAGACAUUCUACCUAAAUUUGCUCCUUUCCACAUGACAGAAUGUCACUGUUUAAGGCACUGAUGGCAUUUGAAUAGGUAAUAUUUCCCUGAUCCCAAUUGCAUUUGUGUGAAGGUGUGUCCUAUUCCUUUUGUGAAACUCUCUACCAAGUAGCAUGUUUGGAUAUAAGCAGCAGUAAAUUGAUUAUAUUUUUGUACUGUCUAUACUGGAAAAUGUGAAGAACUUUAGGUCAUAAUGUCUGCUUAUGGAUAUCAGGAUAUUGCUAUUAAGAAUUCUGAAAUAAAAUGCACU